Molecule: messenger RNA, 4549 nt
Organism: Struthio camelus australis
Lineage: Eukaryota; Metazoa; Chordata; Aves; Struthioniformes; Struthionidae
Source: RefSeq, a predicted model, not a curated record
CAUGUUCGAAAUUAAGAAGAUCUGCUGCAUCGGUGCUGGCUAUGUCGGGGGGCCAACCUGCAGCGUGAUUGCACAGAUGUGUCCCAACAUCAAAGUGACCGUGGUGGACGUCAACGAGGCGAGAAUCAGCGCCUGGAAUUCGGACACGCUUCCGAUUUAUGAGCCAGGAUUAAAAGAAGUGGUGGAGUCCUGUCGAGGAAGAAAUCUCUUCUUUUCUACCAGUAUUGAUGAAGCCAUUAGAGAAGCUGACCUUGUAUUUAUUUCUGUUAACACUCCAACAAAGACGUAUGGGAUGGGAAAAGGCCGGGCAGCUGAUCUGAAAUACAUUGAAGCGUGUGCCAGAAGGAUUGUACAAAACUCAAAUGGCUAUAAAAUUGUCACCGAGAAGAGCACAGUUCCAGUACGGGCUGCAGAGAGCAUUCGUCGAAUAUUUGAUGCUAAUACUAAGCCAAACUUGGAUUUGCAGGUGCUGUCCAAUCCAGAGUUCCUUGCAGAAGGGACAGCGAUCAAGGACCUGAAGAACCCAGACAGGGUGCUUAUUGGUGGAGAUGAUUCUCCAGAGGGACAGAAAGCAGUCCGUGCUUUGUGUGCUGUGUAUGAGCACUGGGUACCCAAAGAAAAAAUCCUCACAACCAAUACCUGGUCAUCAGAGCUUUCUAAACUGGCAGCUAAUGCUUUUCUUGCCCAGCGAAUCAGCAGCAUUAACUCGAUCAGUGCUCUGUGUGAAGCUACAGGAGCAGAUGUUGAAGAAGUGGCAAGAGCUAUUGGAACAGACCAAAGAAUUGGAAAUAAGUUUCUCAAAGCCAGUGUUGGGUUUGGAGGUAGCUGUUUUCAGAAGGAUGUUCUGAAUUUAGUGUAUCUUUGUGAGGCAUUGAACUUACCUGAAGUAGCCCGCUAUUGGCAACAGGUAAUAGACAUGAAUGAUUAUCAGAGAAGAAGAUUUGCUUCUCGUAUUAUUGACAGCUUGUUCAAUACUGUCACUGAUAAGAAGAUUGCUAUUUUAGGGUUUGCAUUCAAAAAGGAUACUGGAGACACAAGAGAGUCUUCCAGUAUCUACAUUAGCAAGUAUUUAAUGGAUGAAGGAGCAAAACUCCAUAUCUAUGAUCCUAAAGUACCUAAGGAACAAAUCAUCUUGGAUCUUUCACAUCCAGGUGUCUCCGAGGAUAACCAAGUUUCUCGGCUGGUCACUAUAAGUAAAGAUCCAUAUGAAGCCUGUGAUGGAGCUCAUGCCCUUGUAAUCUGUACUGAAUGGGACAUGUUUAAGGAGCUGGAUUAUGAGUGUAUUCACAAAAAGAUGCUCAAGCCUGCGUUCAUCUUUGAUGGUAGGAGAGUUCUUGAUGAUCUUCAUAAUGAGCUACAAGUCAUUGGUUUCCAGAUUGAAACAAUUGGAAAGAAGGUAUCAGCCAAAAGAAUUCCCUUUGCUGCUUCUAGUGAAAUUCCUAAGUUCAGCCUGCAGGAGCAUCCUGUAAAAAAACCCAGAGUGUAACUCUUAAUAGGUACUGAAGGAAUUCUGUGAACCUUCUUAGUGAUAUUAACUGUAAGCCUAUGCUUUUUUUUUUUAAGGAAAGAUAUUUUUUCAUAAACUGAAAACCAUUUUUACAGUAGAAAUGGUACCUGGUACACGUGAAUUCAGUCUACUUUCAAAUCUCUAUUUUUAUAAUUUUUUCAGUUACUGAAGAUGGUACAGACAGACCAGUUUUUAAUAGUCAAUCAACUCUUAAGUGGAAAAAUUACCUUCAAACAGCAUAUUUCUGCUUCCAGAAACAUUCCCAAACUGCACUUUAAACGUUUCAAGUGCUAUGAAAGCAAAAGAAAUAGAAAAGCUUAUUUUUUACUUUAGUCUAGCUAUGGACAGUGAUCAGGAGCUUACUCGAUCUCACCGAUUAUAAUUUACCUCCAGGGUAACUUCUUGGCCUGUUCAAUGCCUGUUAAAGCAAGCAAGUCAAAAGAUAUGUUCCAAGUGAAUUUGAUAAGAUUUGGGUUGAGCCCUAAAAUAGAGCUGACUGCAGUAGUACUGCCCUGAUCCUGACUGGGAUCGGUGGGCACUGAUAUAGUCUAAAGUGACUUCUGGUUUUGGGAGGCCAGAUAGUUCUGCAGGCAUCUAUUGUGUAGCUAAUGACAGUGGACUAGCAGCUAUAAACUGAUCCACUGGCAGAUAACACUUCUGAUUCUUCGUGGUCUUGCCACAUUCCACGUACAGCACAUAAAUUAUUGAUUUUAAUCAGAUUCAUGGGGCAAAUUUCCCCAUAUUACAGCGGUGAAACCCAUCAGCCUCAGUAGAAGAGCAUUCUAUUUGCUGCUUGUUUGAACAUUGAAUUUAAGCAGAAUUACCCGAAAUUAAUUCAAUAUCAGUCCAAGUAGAAAGCAAAUGUUGACUUCAAAGCUAUCUAGUGGUUAUUUCUUCCUUCCUUUUUGCUUGCAUACUUGAACUGAAAGCAGGUUUCCUAAUCAACCUGCAGGAAUUAUCCUCUGCUCCUGGGAAAAGGUUAAAAAUAAAGUUUAGCCCCAUAAGUCAGUCAGCUUGCUACCUCAUUUAACUAGAAGGAAUGCAUUCUUCCCAUGUCAUCUUUAUACUUUUACUACUUUAUUUCUCCUUUUUUUUAAAUUAUCCCAAUUGGCCAGUGCUAUUAAAUUCCUUGGGAUGCAAAGUUUGUGUUCAGUUUGUUGCAUGGGGUUGUGAAAUGGAGGGGAGGAUAAAGAAGGACUAUGACUAUCAACAGGUUUCAGAAUGAAAGGGGCAGAAACCUCCCUGCUAAGUAACAGUAGUGUUGGGAUGUUUGAGAAUUGUCCUGUAGCUAGUCAUGUAAUACCUUCUGAAUUCAUUCAGUAGAAAAGUAUGCUACAUCAAUAGUUAAACCAAGAGCGCAAAGUCUGUGUCUUUUUGCUAAUAAGUGCUAUUACUUGCUGAAAUGUAGACAUAAUUUACUAGCCUAAGCUUUAGGCUAGAUCUUUGAAGAUUUGUUUAAGGAACGCGUAUAAUUUGAGUAGAUAAUAUGGGACAAUGCUAUCUGUUAGACUGACAGCAAUUGCUGUACCCUGCAACUGGAUGCUUUCAGAUUCUGCACACCUCAGUGGCUUCCAUGUGAGGCCUUGCUCUGUAGUGAGCACACAGCACUGUGAGCAAAUGUGCUUGAGUUGUUUUGUAUCAACUAUUGUAAGGCUCUUCUGUGAGGUACACGUCAGAAACCAGUCAAGAUCAGUGGAAAUUACAGGGGGGCUUAAACUCCAGUUCAUGUGUUGACUUCCAUCAUCACAUCUCCUCCUCUUACUGAUUUACUAGUUCUGUUUUCAUACAGUGCCCAGAGAGCAGGAACAGCCCUGUGAUAAAGUUGAGGUAUUUAUACAAAUAAUCCAACUCUUGCUUUGCAGGUAGAUAGUCUUGUGACUGACACCCUUUCUUCCCCCCAAACUCACUCACUCACUUGCCCUCUCAGUUGCUAUUUACUUCUUGGGGAUUAAGAGGAGGGCAUUGACAAGAUGAGCUUGAAGACUCGCCUUGAAUUAUGUUCAAGGCAGCACAGCACUGUUUCAAGGCUCACCUCAUCAAGGAAGUGAGUAGGGGCUCCAGGAAAAUCAGGAUAGCAAAGGAUGCUUUUCAGAAGACUGUACAGAGUUGUGAUAGUAGCAUCACCAUGUGGGACCUGUUCUCAUCAGUCUGAAGUGGAGAGAUGAACCAUUCACACAGCGCUGCUCCUAUUGUGAAUGUGCAAGAGCUGUAAGGCUGGCCACUGGACGUUUCCAGCAGCUUUCCACAUGUUGCCUUGGCAAAACUGAGGAACCAGUUGCUAGACACAUUCCUGUUUUCUGCUUCUGUAGACUGAGUUGAAGCCUGGAGGGUGAUUUGUUGCUUAAUCAUCAAGAUCAACAAAGAAUGGGGAAAGUUAAUUACAGUGGGAUCUCUUAAAUUUACGUUUCUUAGGAAAUGUCUGAUGGGGAGGCAGAUCCCUUUGCACAGCAAAGGGGUAUAACUGGUAUUGGCGUUUCCCUUUCUGGGAAAGUCAGCUUGUUUGGUCUUCUGGCUGCUGAAUCCUUUUAUUGAACACUGGGGCUGUGGGAUGGAUCAGGUUUAACAAUGAGCUGAACAGCUGGUGGUGUAGGCCCUUAGGAUACUGGAACUUUCUCUCGCAUGUAUGCAGGAGAAAUUCACCACGGGCUGAAAGAGUUUCAGAAGAUUCUGCAGCACCAUGAAUCACAAACUGUCCUCUUCAGAAUAAUAGUUGCCAGGGAAAUGGAGUCGGAGAUGACUUGCCCUCCUGCUUGGAGGGUUGGAGCACCCAAGUAGUGCAUGCAGAAUAUAUGUGUUUUUUGUAAUGCUUUUGAACUUGUGCUGAUGGGAUCUUACAGUUCUUGUCAAGAAUUAUAGGAACUAUGAGUAAUGGACUUCUGUACUUGCUUUUUAUGGGGCUUUUAAUAAAAUCCAAUCCAUGGUAACACUGCUUUUCAUCCCAUUAGUAUGGAUACAACAGUUGAAGCAAACCCAGCUUUAAUACUAGCCUAUGAAUUGUAUGAUAUAGACUACAUAAAUUAAGCUGUGUAAACAAAUCCUAAA